UAUAAGUAAUUAUUGAUAUUUAGAUAUUCAAAUCAAAAUUUAUUGGUUGGGACGAAGUCAUCGCCGUUGAUUUUACGCGGACAGCAGAAUCAGUCGCUAAAACAGGUGCAGAUUUAUCAACCUGGGCCAAACAGCAAGAUACUAAGGCUGAUCUUACUGCUUUAUUUAUGCCUCGCCAACCACAAAUGUCUUCAACUGAAGCACAACAGCUAAUGAACGAAUGGAGUGAUGAUUUAGAGGUUAUGGAAGCCUUCGUUCUAGAAAAACGGAAAUUUGUCCGUUUACCAGAAGAAGAACUUGGGCAUUUUUUUACUGAGGAUUGUUAUGUAUUUUUAUGUCGAUACUGGAUGCCACUUGAAAUGGCCAACAAUGACGAUGGCAAACACGUGGAAGAUGAUUUUCAAUGCAUUGUUUACUUUUGGCAAGGACGGGACGCUGGAAAUAUGGGAUGGCUGACAUUUACUUUUAGCAUGCAAAAAAAAUUUAAAACAUUAUUUGGAGAAAAGUUAGAAGUUGUUCGAACGCAUCAACAACAAGAGAAUUUGAAAUUCAUGGCUCAUUUCAAGAAAAAGUUCGUCAUUCACCAAGGAAAACGAAAUCAAUUAAAAGUGCAGUCAUCUAAUCGAGUGGAAUUUUUUCAUCUUAGAAGUAAUGGCAGUGCUUUAUGUACUCGAUUAAUCCAAGUUGAACCUGACGCCAGCUUAUUGAAUUCAGCUUUUUGUUAUAUUCUUAAUGUUCCAUUCACUAAUGAUGAUAAAACUGGAAUAGUUUACGUAUGGAUUGGAUCGAAAUCGGAUCCUGAAGAAGCUCAUUUAAUUGAAGAAAUAGCUCGAGAAAUGUUCAAAAACCCCUGGAUAAGUUUUCAAGUCUUAAAUGAAGGUGAAGAACCAGACAACUUUUUUUGGGUUGCUUUAGGAGGCAAAAAAUCUUAUGAUACUGACGAUGAUUACAUGUGUUAUACCCGGCUAUUCCGGUGCUCUAAUGAAAAAGGAUAUUUUAUGAUUAGUGAAAAAUGUUCAGAUUUUUGUCAGGAUGAUUUAGCUGACGAUGAUAUUAUGAUACUGGACAAUGGUGAACAAGUUUUUCUAUGGUUGGGUGCCCAUUGCUCGGAAGUAGAAAUAAAACUAGCUUAUAAAUCUGCUCAGGUUUACAUUCAACACUUACGGGUAACGCAGCCAGAAAAACCCCGAAAAUUGUUUUUAACUGCUAAAGGAAAAGAAUCUCGUCGCUUUACAAAGUGCUUUCACGGUUGGAGUUCAUAUAAAAAAUCGCUGCUGUAACAAAAAUUGAAAUUCGGAUGGAUCUUUAUGUCGCCCAAUAUUGUCAUCCUCGUUUUUUAGAACAGUAUCUUCAAUAUAUAACCGUACACAUUAAAUAAUCAUAUAAAAGUGUCAUGAUUAUUAUAGUGAUUCAUUUGAGAACACAACAAUUAUUUCUACCGACCCAACAUAUGUCUAUUUUCAAAUGUCUAAUAAGUUGACAGUUUCAAAAAAUCAAUGUUUUAUAGAAUAAAUUAAGUAUGUAUUACUAAUGAAUUUUAUGGAUUUAUUGUAAAAUGAGUAGAAAAAAACUUUAGAUGUGUCAAGGGACACCCGAAUGAAACGAAGUUCCUUUCGAUUAAUUAGUGAAGAAAUUGUAAUAAAAUUUUAUUUUAUUUAGAAAGACGAAACGAAAAUAAUAUAACUGGCUUGAUUUCUAUAAGAGAGAGAGAGAUUGAUUGAUUGAUUGAUUGAUUGAUAAUUUAUUAAUGCCAAGGCACAGGCCAAAUGGCAAUUUUAGAUACAAAAAAUAUUUACAACUUAAGUUCUAAUAUCUGUACAUGUAAGUACAUAAUACAUAAUUAAAUUUAAA
Molecule: messenger RNA, 1851 nt
Organism: Cotesia glomerata
Lineage: Eukaryota; Metazoa; Arthropoda; Insecta; Hymenoptera; Braconidae
Product: protein flightless-1-like
Exons: 8
Coding region: 168-1280 (370 amino acids)
Biological process (GO): actin filament severing; myofibril assembly; barbed-end actin filament capping
Cellular component (GO): nucleus; cytoplasm; actin cytoskeleton
Molecular function (GO): actin filament binding; phosphatidylinositol-4,5-bisphosphate binding
Source: RefSeq, a predicted model, not a curated record